CUCGACUCAUUACAAACGAACAUAAAUUAAUUUUAUUAUUAACACAACUUAUAAUAAAAACGAAAUAACAAAAUGUUUGCCGAUAAAUACUUGAUCACCGUCUGCUUAUUAGCCUUCGUCCUUGGCAGUCUUGCCACAACUCCAAACAUGAAUAAUAUUUGCGCAUUAUUACCGGAAAAAUCGAAAAUUUCUGCCGCGUCUUGUGACUCAUACUAUUUGUGCAUUGGUGACGUUGCCCAAUUACAAAAAUGCUCUGGAUCUCAACAUUUUAACAAGGACACACAGCAAUGUCUGCCAGCAGAUCAAGUAAACUGUUUUGAUGGAACUGCAGAAGAUCCUUGCAAUGGACGCGCUGUCGGUACUUGGGCACCAGUCUCUGAUUCAUGCACGGAUUUCUAUUAUUGCGGCGCUAAUGGUGCUCAACGCAGCUCUUGUCCUAAUGGAAAUCAUUUCCAUGAUGGAAAUCAAAAAUGUGUCCAUGCCAAUCAGCAUCCAUGCACCACCGUAGGCACAAAUAAUCCAGACGAGCCACCAGUUGUUUCUGUAAAUUUAUGUAAUUAUAUACAAAAUAGUAUCUAUUUUGGUAGUCCAGCAUCCUGCAAUUUUUGGAACAAAUGUGUAAACAAUGUAAUGACAAGCGGUACUUGUCCAACUGGCUUUGACUACAAUGUUAAAAUCAGCAAAUGCGAUUUUCCAACUGAAUUUGUAUGCUCACAGCUGACUCAUGAUCCUUUACUAACUGGUGCUGUUGGAAGUGGUGGUUCUUGCAGUAAAAAGGGAAUUAGAAAAUCAGCUGUCGCCUGUGCUGGUUACUAUCAAUGUGAUGGCAGCGUCUAUCAAUACUAUCUAUGCACAAAGGGACAAUUCUACGAUACAAUCACCCAGACCUGUGUUAGCCGUCAGUCGGCACGCAAUAAUUGCGAUCGCUGUUCAGGCUCAAAAUCCCAAUUCGUUAACCAGUAUUCCACAACCGGCUGUAGUGGAUACUUGGUAUGCAAAAAUGGUGUACAACAAAGUAAAGGGAAUUGUUCCAAAGGCAUGUUUUUCAACGAAGAUAUGGGAGCAUGCGUAAAUCAAAAUCCCGAAUUUGGUUGCUGCUAUCCCAAGCCUGCUGGAAAUCAUUAAUUUUCAGUAUUAUAUGCAGUAUUAUCUUUAAUAUUAAUUAUAUUUACACUUUGUUUCUUACAUAUGAACUUAA
Teleopsis dalmanni is the source of this 1198-nucleotide messenger RNA. Its product is annotated as peritrophin-48-like. Gene Ontology annotation, cellular component: extracellular region. Gene Ontology annotation, molecular function: chitin binding. The record is from RefSeq and is a predicted model, not a curated record. Bases 73 to 1125 code for a protein of 350 amino acids. The transcript is spliced from 3 exons. NCBI's taxonomy places the organism in Eukaryota, Metazoa, Arthropoda, Insecta, Diptera, Diopsidae.